Metarhizium album ARSEF 1941 is the source of this 207-nucleotide messenger RNA. RefSeq lists its product as uncharacterized. The coding region runs from base 1 to 207 and encodes 68 amino acids. The transcript has a single exon. The record is from RefSeq and is a predicted model, not a curated record. NCBI's taxonomy places the organism in Eukaryota, Fungi, Ascomycota, Sordariomycetes, Hypocreales, Clavicipitaceae.
AUGGCCCGAAGCUAUGCUGGUUACUGUUGUGGUUCGAAGCAAGCCCGUGGCAUUGCGGAGGGCUGGACUGGGCUGGGCUGGGCUGGGGGCGUUGGAGCCCGGAUGGGCGCCGACGGAGGGGCGACGGACGACAGACGACGGACGAGAAACGCCCAAGCCUGGCACUCGCUGCUGUGGGCUGUCGGUCGUGGCCGGCCUGGACGUUGA